AUGACUGUGCCUCAUGGCUUCUCUGGCUCUUCAGAUAAAUCAUUAGUUUGCAAACUGCUCAAGUCAUUGUAUGGACUCAAGCAGGCUUCACGACAGUGGAACAUUAAGUUAACCACUGCUCUAGCUUCUUCUAGCUUCCAACAAAUUCAUCUCGAUUACUCCUUUUUCACUAAGAAAAUAGCAGGGAAGAUAGUCAUAGUUUUGGAUUAUGUUGAUGAUUUGCACAUCACAAGUGAUGACUUUCAGUUGAUACAAGAUACCAAGGAUGUGUUGCAAUCCUCUUUUAAAAUUAAGGAUUUGGGGGAACUAAAAUAUUUUUUAGGCAUUGAAUUUGCUAGGAGUGCUGAAGGAAUCCUUAUGCACCAGAGGAAGUAUGCCUUGGAACUUAUUGCUGAUUUGGAUCUUUCUAGUUCCAAGCCUAUUAUCACACCCAUGGAGUUGAAUGUCAAGCUCACUAUUGUUAAAUUUGACAAUCAUGUUGGUUCUGUGGAGGAGAGGGCCUUAGAUGAUCCAGGGCCUUAUCAAAGAUUGCUUGGGUAUUUAUUAUAUCUCACUAUCACUCAACCUGAUAUUUUAUUUGAUGUACAUUGCCUCAGUCAGUUCAUGUAUUCUCCAAAAACUUCUUACUGGGAGGCUGCACUCAGGGUGGUCAAAUAUGUUAAGUCCUGCCCUGAUCUAGGGGUUUUAUUGUCAGCUGUUUGUUUUGAGUCUCUCAUUGCUUUUUGCGAUGUUGAUUGGGCAUCUUGUCCUAAUACUCGGAGGUGA
Molecule: messenger RNA, 765 nt
Organism: Nicotiana tabacum (common tobacco)
Lineage: Eukaryota; Viridiplantae; Streptophyta; Magnoliopsida; Solanales; Solanaceae
Source: RefSeq, a predicted model, not a curated record